Xenopus tropicalis (tropical clawed frog) is the source of this 1909-nucleotide messenger RNA. RefSeq names its product cytochrome c oxidase assembly factor heme A:farnesyltransferase COX10 (gene cox10). Gene Ontology annotation, cellular component: membrane; mitochondrial membrane. Lineage: Eukaryota; Metazoa; Chordata; Amphibia; Anura; Pipidae. Gene Ontology annotation, molecular function: prenyltransferase activity; transferase activity, transferring alkyl or aryl (other than methyl) groups; protoheme IX farnesyltransferase activity. Gene Ontology annotation, biological process: heme A biosynthetic process; heme biosynthetic process; cytochrome complex assembly. The record is from RefSeq and is marked provisional.
CGGCGCCCAUGUUAUAAAGAGGGCAGAUCGGGCACAGGAUGAGAGGGGUAACAGCUAUGUGCCUGGCACAGCUCCACGGCAAAGUCACGGGGCAACUUGUGGCCUGUCGGGUUCUGCAGAUGUGCCGGAGGCACCCGGAGCAAUGGCCUUUAUUUCAUCCACCCAGGCGCAAGUACGUGACGCAGCCCGCGAGCCUACGCCAAAGAGCCAAGCCCAAACCAGAGACGUUAGAGAGCGCAGCCCAAGAGGAGACCGUAUUGCAAGAAGUCAAAGCCAUAUCCGCCACUUUUCCUCUGCCCCCCAAAUUGUCCAAAGAUGAAACUGCUCAGGGACCCCCAGCGGAUAUCAAGCUACCUCCCUCAGCCAAUGAGGAACGGGGGUGGAGGGAGAUUAAAGUGGAUGUAGCUGCCCUACCGGGGGUCCUGGCGCGGCUCUCGAAGAUAAGGCUUACAGCCCUGGUGGUUAUAACUGCAUCAGCCGGAUAUGCCAUGGCCCCCGUGCCCUUUGACCCCACCUGCUUCCUGCUUGCGUCCGUUGGAACCGGUCUGGCUUCCUGCGCUGCCAAUUCCAUCAACCAGUUCUUCGAGGUGCCGUUUGAUUCCAACAUGAACAGGACAAAGAGCCGGCCGCUGGUGCGAGGGCAGAUAAGCCCGCUGAUGGCCACCUCCUUUGCCGCCGCCUGCGCUAUGCCAGGGGUCUCCUUGCUGACGCUGGCAGUUAACCCUCUGACGGGGGCCCUGGGGGCCUUUAAUAUCUUCCUGUAUACCUGCUGUUACACGCCCAUGAAGAGGCUGAGCAUUGCUAAUACCUGGGUGGGCGCGGUGGUGGGUGCCCUUCCGCCAGUCAUGGGCUGGACAGCGGCCACUGGGAGCCUGGAUGCAGGCGCCUUACUGUUGGGGGCCAUUCUCUACUCCUGGCAGUUUCCUCACUUUAACGCCUUGAGCUGGAACCUCCGAGAAGACUAUUCCCGCGGGGGCUACAGAAUGAUGUCUGUCACCCACCCACUCAUGUGCCGGCGAGUGGCCCUGCGCCACUGUCUGGCCCUCAUUGGCCUAUCCACCCUCGCGCCGGCUUUGGACGUGACCACCUGGACCUUCCCAAUCAUAUCGCUUCCCAUUAACUUGUACAUCUCCUACCUGGGCUACCGCUUCUACAAGGACGCCGACCGUUCCAGCUCCAGGAAGCUCUUCUUCUGCAGCCUCUGGCACCUCCCCAUGCUCCUGCUCCUCAUGUUCACCUGCAAAAAGUCUGUGGUUGGCAAGAAAGAGAAGGAGGCCAUCUUGGAACCGAGCUGAACUGUUAUUGGCGAACGAUGAAGAACCUGCUGUGGGAGGAUUAUGGGCGAUAUCUUCCCACCACUAUCUCUUUACGGGUUCCAAGUUUGUAUUUUGCACUGAUACCAGUUUUAUUUGCCCCGAGCAACGGGGCAUCCAGGGAAGUCCUAUUUUGUUGAAGAACCUCAACCAAUGGACUGUAUUCUCUUGAAGGUGUGGGCGUGGCUUCUUUCUUCUGCCUAUCGGUUUAUUUAUUUUCAAUAUCAUGUAUAAGGCAUUGAGGCUAAUACCACCCUCUAAAGAUUUGUUAUUGCCCCCAAUGUCAUCUAAGUCCAGGGGGGCCCACCGGCUGCUUUAGCCAAGGUUUUGAUCAAGGAGACUUGGGGUGACUCGGGUCCCCAGGACACUUCCCAGCUAGGCCGAUUGUGAUAGGCUGCUGCCCUAUGCCAGUUUGGCCAGUCUCCAGUGCUUGGUUAUAGCCAGUGGUACAAAUAAAACAGAUUUGCCCCACGCAACGCACUCCGUUUUCGUUAACUGCCCAAAAGUCCGAGUUCUCUCUCCGGCCCGAAUACUGUAACGUCCAUAUACUGUCCCCCCUCUCACUGCUGCUUCUUCCAAUAAAAACUGAACAAUGA